Messenger RNA from Podospora anserina S mat+, 936 nucleotides. RefSeq lists its product as uncharacterized. NCBI's taxonomy places the organism in Eukaryota, Fungi, Ascomycota, Sordariomycetes, Sordariales, Podosporaceae. The record is from RefSeq and is a predicted model, not a curated record. The coding region runs from base 1 to 936 and encodes 311 amino acids. The transcript has 3 exons.
AUGGGGCAACCACUAACCGCCCUUGUCUGGGCUUUCUUUGGCAUCAUUGCUCUGCUAUCCAGCCGCUCUCAGGCAACGCCCUCUAUCCCAAUGGAGUAUUGUGCCAGAUACAACACUGGUCUCAAGUUUGACCCAUUUGUCAGCGACUUCCAGAGCAUGGGUCGUUGCAGAAUAAACUGCACGGAUCUGAACUUUGCUUUCGCAAUUUUGCUCGAGAAAAAGUGCUGGUGCUCAAGCACCGUCCCUAACAAGGCCGAUCAGAACGACAUCUCGGACUGCAGUUUUCCAUGCCCGGGCUAUCCCGACGAUAUUUGCGGUGGAAAGGGUCCUGUUUAUGGGUAUCUUGAGAUUGCCCAGUUCAAGCCUACAGCAACAGCGCCGCCAGCCUCAUUUUCCACCACCCGACAGCCGUCCAAAACAGCAUCCCCUGAUCAAGUCGUCACGUCGGAACCGGGCGGCGCAGUGGAGACGGUAACCGUUGGAGGCGUCGUCAAAACUGUGACGGCGGCCUUUCCCCAAGCCACCGGCGGGACGGUGCCAAGUUCUAGCAGUGGCCUGCAGGCCGGAGCCGUUGCCGGCAUUGCCGUAGGCAUCAUCGGUGGCUUGUCGGUUCUUGGACUGUUCGUCUGGCUCUUGUGGAAGAAGAGGAGACAAGAAGAGCAGCAGGGAUUUAUCUCACCCAUGAGAGGUGGUAGUGCUUCGGGCAUGGGCUCUAUGGGGUCAAAAGCCCCUCAAGUGACGGAGCAGCCAUUAACAUGGGAGGCCAAACGUCGAAGCCAGCUCAUGCCCAUUGACCCGCGACUCGACCCGUUCUACGUACGCGAUCCGAACCGAAGCCGCGACAGCGUCAACUCCCUACAAGACAACCACGACUAUUCCAGACGACUUGAUGCGCCACGAGUGCUGAGAGCCACCAAUCCAGACCCCGAUUAUUAG